Arabidopsis lyrata subsp. lyrata is the source of this 1770-nucleotide messenger RNA. Its product is annotated as exosome complex component RRP45B. Gene Ontology annotation, cellular component: nuclear exosome (RNase complex); cytoplasmic exosome (RNase complex). The transcript is spliced from 10 exons. Bases 282 to 1598 code for a protein of 438 amino acids. Gene Ontology annotation, biological process: exonucleolytic trimming to generate mature 3'-end of 5.8S rRNA from tricistronic rRNA transcript (SSU-rRNA, 5.8S rRNA, LSU-rRNA); U1 snRNA 3'-end processing; nuclear polyadenylation-dependent rRNA catabolic process. Lineage: Eukaryota; Viridiplantae; Streptophyta; Magnoliopsida; Brassicales; Brassicaceae. The record is from RefSeq and is a predicted model, not a curated record.
CUAGUUAUAUUUCUCACCGUCUCGAAUUUUUCACAAGUGGUUUUACCUGUUUCCUUCCAAUACCAAGCUUACUCUGAAUCGCCGCCGUGUUACAUGUACUGUUGUUAAGGCCGAGAGAUAGAUAAAAAAAAAUAUUUGUCCGAUUUCGCCGCCGCUCCCUAUAAUCUUUGUAGCUUCUUCUUAUUUAGCCGGAGGUGAAAAGAAAGAAGAAAGUCCAAGUGUCUCUUGUCAUCUCUUUGCUCCAAUAGUUUUGAUUUUUAGUUACUAGUCAUAGCAGAAUAAUGGAGGGGAGAUUGGCUAAUAUGUGGAGGUUGACUGUUAACGAAAGUAAAUUCGUGGAAACUGCGUUGCAAUCUGAGCUCAGAGUCGAUGGUCGUGGCCUUUAUGAUUACCGCAAGCUUACUAUUAAGUUUGGAAAAGAAUAUGGUAGCUCGGAAGUUCAACUUGGUCAGACUCAUGUAAUGGGUUUUGUGACUGCUCAGAUGGUACAACCUUACAAAGACAGACCUAAUGAAGGUUCUCUAUCUAUCUUCACGGAGUUUUCUCCAAUGGCUGAUCCGUCUUUUGAGCCUGGUCGUCCUGGCGAAUCUGCUGUGGAGUUGGGACGCAUUAUCGAUCGUGGUCUAAGAGAAAGCCGUGCCGUAGAUACCGAGUCACUCUGCAUUCUAGCUGGAAAGAUGGUUUGGUCUGUUCGCAUUGAUCUUCAUAUCUUGGACAACGGAGGGAACUUGGUUGAUGCUGCAAAUAUUGCUGCUUUAGCAGCUCUCAUGACGUUUAGGAGACCCGACUGCACUGUAGGAGGAGAGAACGGUCAAGAAGUGAUCAUACAUCCACCAGAGGAAAGGGAACCACUUCCAUUGAUAAUACAUCAUCUCCCAAUAGCCUUCACGUUUGGAUUUUUUAAUAAAGGCAACAUUGUGGUGAUGGACCCAACUUAUGUUGAAGAAGCAGUUAUGUGUGGGAGAAUGACUGUGACAGUUAAUGCCAAUGGCGAUAUAUGCGCAAUCCAAAAACCGGGGGAAGAAGGCGUGAACCAGAGUGUAAUUCUUCAUUGCCUGCGUCUUGCUUCUUCAAGAGCUGCUGCAACAACAAAGAUCAUUAGAGAAGAAGUUGAAGCAUAUAACCGUGAGAGAAGCUUACAGAAGGUAAAGCGACAUCCCACUUUGGCUAAAUCUGAAGUUUCUGGACCUACUGUAGCUGUGAAGGAGGAAUAUAGGAAGUCCUCAGAUCAGGAAAAAGCUGCAGAGAUAUCUCGGGAACAUGUUGAAAGACUAAAGCUCUCUCCAGAGGAACUAAGAAGCAGUAAGGAACAAGAAGCUACCAAUUUUAAAGGCGGUCCCUCAAAUUGGGACCCUUACUCAGAAGCUAUGGAUGUUGAUUCACUGAAAGUUUCUCUUGCUUCAGAAGGGGAUUCCAUUACUAAGUCAUCGAGCAAGAAGAAAACGAAUGGCUCUGGAAAUGCGCAGAAGGAUGGUGGUGAGAUUUCAGUUGAGGAAGUAACCGGAGAUUUAGGGAAGAAGGAUACAAAACACAAGGAUGGAGAGAUGACACUGAAAGAUGCUGUCAAACCUAAAAAGAAGCGGAAAAACAAAACCUGAGUUAAAGCAUUUUCCCGAUCACUCUUUUACUUUCUUCUUCCCUUGAAACUCAAGACUAGAGACGGUUUUAGGUCAAUUGUAUCUGAAAAGUCAAGAGUUUUGUUUCAUAAGAUGAGAGGACCAUGAUAACCCAGUAGAUGAGAUUUCAAGAGACUAUAUUAAAGUGACCAUA